Messenger RNA from Coccomyxa subellipsoidea C-169, 1932 nucleotides. RefSeq lists its product as hypothetical. The coding region runs from base 1 to 1932 and encodes 643 amino acids. The record is from RefSeq and is a predicted model, not a curated record. Gene Ontology annotation, cellular component: cytosol. The transcript has 14 exons. Gene Ontology annotation, molecular function: oxidoreductase activity; FMN binding; flavin adenine dinucleotide binding. Lineage: Eukaryota; Viridiplantae; Chlorophyta; Trebouxiophyceae; Coccomyxaceae.
AUGGUGCUCGGCAGGUACGUGUGCUCGCGGCUGCGCAACAGAUCACCUCCCACAGAGACCUCCUUUGACGCCUUCCUUCGCCCUGGAGCAAAGGCAGUAAAGGCGCAACAGGCCGGGCCGGGCCCAGAGCAGAAGCCCGUAACGGUGCUGUACGGCACGGAGUAUGGGUUCAGCAAGGAGAUUGCCGAAAAGCUGGUGGGGAAGCUGAAGGAAGGAGGCUGCCUAUGCAGGCCGAGGCUGCUGGACAUGGCAGAGCACCCAGAAGGAUACCCGCUGGAUGCUGAGCAGGCGCUGCUUGUUGUCUGCUCCACACAGGGUGACGGCGUACCUCCCAGCGAGGCAAGGGAGUUUUGCGAUUGGCUGGCGGGGGCGUCGGCGGCAAAAGUGGCCGGCCUGAACUUCUCAGUCUGCGCCCUGGGCGACACGUCGUACACGCAUUUCUGCGCAUGCGGAAAAGCAGUGGACGCCAGGCUAGAGCAGCUGGGCGGCCAGCGCUGCGCGCCGCGGGCGGACAUCAACCGAGAGGACUGGAAGGCCGUCGAUGCCUGGAUUGAGGCCGCUGUGCGCAGCCUCUCCGAGCUGCCCCUCAAAACGCUCGCGCAGUCUGCAGGUGGGCAGGCCGCAGGGGCGCAGCAGCAGAGCGCGCCAAAACAGAAGCGCUGGGGAAAGUCGCGCCCGUUCUACGGGCGAGUGGUGGCGAUCGAGGGGCUGUGCCAGAUCAGCAGCAGCGAUGACAAAGACACCAUCCGAGUCGAGGUGGACCUGGGUGACUCAGCGCUUACAUACACCCCUGGCGAUGCCCUGGGCAUUCUGCCCACUAACUGCCCUCAGGGGGUGGAUGAGCUGAUUGAAGCACUGGGAGCAGCCAGGGACACUGAAGUGCCAGUCCCUUCAUGGCACUACGAGGAGGCGCCGGCCAGGACUGGAAGCACCAUGCCUCUGCAUGAGGCGCUGUCCAAGUGCUAUGACCUCAGGUCACCAAAGCCAGAACUGCUGAAUGUGCUGCUAAGCAGCAUUGGAAGCUUGACCCCGUCACAUGUAGAAAACGGUCUCCAAAACGGCGUUGCACAUGCAAACGGAACCGUGACUAAGGCCGCAGGAUCAGGAUUGCCAAAUGGCAAGCUUGGAGAGAAAUUGAGAAAACUGCUAGCAUCGGGAGAAGCCAGCAGUGAGGCCUAUUUUGAGCCGAGGCAUGUCACCGACGUGCUGCAGGACUUCAGUGCAGCCAAGCCUGACCUUCUGAAGGUGCUGGCAGCGCUGCGGCCGCUGCUGCCGCGGCUGUACUCGAUCUCUUCGUCGAUGCUGGAGAGGGAACGCAGCGUGCAGGUCACGGUGGCGACUGUGCGGUAUGAGAGCCUGGGGCGCCCGCGCAUCGGCGUUACCUCCACCCUCCUGGCCGAGCGCCUCAAGGUCGGUGAUGUCAUCCCGGUGUACAUCCACAAGAACCCAGAUUUCAGACUGCCCGCGGACGCUGCCCGCCCCAUCAUCAUGGUCGGGCCAGGCACCGGCCUCGCCCCCUUCAGGGCCUUUAUGCAGGAGCGUUUACUGGGCAGAGCGGAAGGCACCGAGCUGGGAGAUGCAGUGUUGUACUUCGGCUGCCGCCGCUCUGACCAGGACUACUUGUACGGGGAUCUGCUGGAGCAAUGGGCCGCCACUGGCGCCCUUACGCUGUUCACUGCAUUCUCCCGGCAGCAGGCGCACAAGGUGUAUGUUCAGGACAGGCUACGCGAGAGCGGCCAGAUCGUGUGGCGGCUUCUGGAGGCUGGGGGGCACUUCUAUGUCUGCGGUGAUGCUGCGCACAUGGCAGGCGCUGUAGAGGAAGCUCUCCUGUCCAUCAUCGAGGCAGAGCAGGGCAAGGGGCCUGAAGCAGCGCGUGCCUACCUGGCAGACCUGACAGCUCAGCAGCGCUACCAGCGGGACAUCUGGUAUUGA